AUGCCCGUCUCCGCGAUGCCCGCCUCGCGGCCGCCUCCUGUAGCGCGGAACCCGUUUGCGGACCCGACUGGGCCGCCGCCGCCGCCGAAGAGCAGCGGCGGGACAAAGUACUCCACGCCCAGAGAGGGCCGUGAUGGCAGUGGCCGCUCAGCUGAUUUGCCCUCGCGUGCUCGCCCCGCUCGAAGCCAGACGUCGGCUGGCUCGCCGGCAAGCCGUCCAGCUCCCGCCGCCCAACGCUCCAUGUCCGCUCAGGAUUCGGCCCAUCGGUCGGGCGAAAAGUCCAAGAACCACAAGUCCAAGAAGCCGUCCAUGCACGCAGAUGUCAUCGACCGCCUUGACUUCUCGGGCGUGGGUCCCAUGUUCCAUCACGACGGGCCAUUCGAUGCCGCCGCCCCCUCCCGCAACAAGACGCGCCAAAAGGCGCCCAUGUACGCCUGGACGGGCGAAGACGCGCUCGAUCGUCCCUCGCACGAUGGUCCCUACGCCGCUGCAUCUCCCACCAACGCCGAUUACAUGAACCACGCUCAUGUCGACCCGCCCAAGAAGCAAGUCGACGCCAUCGCCGAGGCAUGGGGCAUCCACGAGCCCGAGCCGUUUGAGGACUUCUCGGCCGGUGGCGGCGGAGAGCGCGCGACCUACUCCGCUAUCAACCGUGAGCGUGACCGCGACCGCGACCGGGAUCACAAGCGCGCGCACGAAGACCGUCCUCGUAACCAACGUCGCCCGACAGCCAUCCCGCCACCAGCACCGAUCUUCGGCGAUGAAUCUCUUGCCCAGGAGGAGGUCUUCGCCGCACCAACUUCACCCAGCGGCGGUGCCGGCCUAGGCCGGAACAAGUCACUCAUGCAAAGGAUCCGCAAGAUGCGUGACGCGCCGAAUGUGCCCGUCGGUGCACCCGGCGGCCCCACCGCUGCGUUUGACGAGUCGGAACAGAGAGGUGCUUCACUCGGUGGUCGUCCCACGCAGCGGACGAAGCCCGCUCAAUACGGACGCUCCCAGAGCCAGACCCGCGGCCCGGGUCCAACUAGCCCAGAUAGCUUCGUAUACGUUGACGACCCCAAGAUGAAGGAUUUGCCUGCCGCGCCGGCCGACCUGUCCCCUCGCUCGGGACACAGCGAGGAAGGCUACUUCAGCUCUAACCCGAAUGGCGGUGGAGGUGGCGUCGGGCGCAAGGGUAGCAUCAUGCGCAGGAUGCGCGGCGUAGUCGGCCGCAAGUGA
Peniophora sp. CBMAI 1063 is the source of this 1218-nucleotide messenger RNA. NCBI's taxonomy places the organism in Eukaryota, Fungi, Basidiomycota, Agaricomycetes, Russulales, Peniophoraceae. The record is from the annotation of a GenBank genome assembly.